Messenger RNA from Oncorhynchus gorbuscha (pink salmon), 1703 nucleotides. Its product is annotated as autophagy-related protein 101. The transcript is spliced from 2 exons. Gene Ontology annotation, biological process: autophagosome assembly; autophagy. Bases 485 to 1138 code for a protein of 217 amino acids. The record is from RefSeq and is a predicted model, not a curated record. NCBI's taxonomy places the organism in Eukaryota, Metazoa, Chordata, Actinopteri, Salmoniformes, Salmonidae. Gene Ontology annotation, cellular component: phagophore assembly site.
GAAUAACUGCAAUUACAGAGCUAUUAUCGAUACACGUUUUUUGUUACCUUGCAGAGAUACAAGGCUCGGAUUGGACCAAACUACAUUCCGUAGAUUUUCCAGUGUUGUGUUUACAGAAAUGGCUCCUCCUCUCUAGUAAGAACGACGACAUUACACGUUGUGUCAGCAAGUUAUUAUGAAUAAAUACAUUUAAAGAACAUAGAUAGCAAGCAACAACAUAUGUAGCUAUAUUCAUCAAGUGAAUCUGAAAGUUGCGCCUUCUCUUGAUAACCUUCGAACUUGCUCGAGGGAAAUAACGUUUGCUGCGCGUUAUAGCUAACUACUCACAAUAGCUAUCUAGCAGUAGCAUCUAACGUCCGCUAGCUAGCUUAUUUGGAUGUUUAUCCCUGUUUUAUGGAACGUAAACAACCAUUGAAGGGUGUGUUUCAAUAGCUUGCUAGUUUCCCCGUAUAUUCAACCUGCCACUGUGGGGAAGCAGAUCAUCAUGAACUGCCGUUCGGAGGUUCUGGAGGUGUCGGUGGAGGGAAGACAGGUCGACGAGGCUAUGCUGGCUCUGUUGCACACUAUCCUAUUGCAUCGCAGCACUGGAAAAUUUCACUACAAGAAAGAGGGCACCUACUCCAUUGGCACUGUUGGCACACAGGACAUUGACUGCGACUAUAUUGAUUUCAGUUUUGUUCGUGUUUCUUCAGAUGAGCUUGACAGGGUCAUCAGGAAAGCAGUGGUCGAAUUCAAGGAUGCCAUGGGCAACGGGACUGAUGGAAUGGGACAAAUCUCACUGGAGUUCUACCAGAAAAAGAAGUCUCGCUGGCCUUUCUCGGAUGAGUGUAUUCCAUGGGAGGUCUGGAGCAUUAAGGUCAACGUCGUCAACCUGGCCAACGAGCAGGAGAGACAGAUCUGCCGGGAGAAAGUGGGCGAGAAGCUGGGCGAGAAGGUGAUCAACAUUGUGGAGGUGAUCAACCAGCACGAGUACCUACCCAAAAUGCCCACACAGUCGGAAGUGGACAAUGUGUUCGACACCAGCCUCAAAGACGUACAGCCUUACCUGUACAAAAUCACUUUUCAGAUCACUGAUACGCUGGGCACCUCAGUAAGCACCACCAUGAGAAGGCUGAUAAAAGACACCUUAGCACUGUGAGGGAGCCUCAAGAUGAUUUGCAUCAUAAAACAUGGCUGUGGGUAGCCUGGUUCCAGAUCUGUUUGUGCUGUCUUGCCAACUCCUAUGAUUGUGACCAUAGGAUGUUAUCUAGACAACACAAAUGGAUCAGGGGCUAGGCUGUGUACUUUAUUGACGAUGGGAUGUAAUUGCUUCAUUGACAUCGGCAUUUGCAGGCCUGUGAGUGUCUUAAGUAUUAGUUAUAAGCACUGGUAGUACGCUAGAAGUACCACCAUCAAAUGUCUAAUCUGCUUUAUUCACAUUUGUAAGCAGUCAUUUUAGGAUCCUACUUAUCUAUCCCUAUUCUUUCACAAAAUGCCUUUGUCAACACUUUCACAUCCAAUAGUACAAUUUGAGCUUUUAUGUUUUUGUAUGAAGAAAGUGCUGCAAAAGUAGCAUGUCUGUCUGAAACAGGUUUUCAUUUAAUAACUGCUUUAAGUAAUUGUAAAGUAACUAUCUUAUUUAUGUUUAUGACAUUAGCUUUUGUUAUUAGAAAAUAAUGUGCAGAAAGGUGUUUCACUUUUGAAAAUAAAAUUGAUAAUCCUAA